GGGUUGGAUCGGCAGAGGGCAUGGGCUCUAUAAAUUAACCGGCUUCGCCAACGUUCUUUUAUGAUAGCAGGAAUUCCUCAGUGGAGGCAGCUAACAACACAAAAGAACUCCUUGGCUUUUUAAAAAAGCGUUUUUACUCGUUUUGGGCUACGACCUUUUCUUAGGACUACAUUUUAUUUAUUCUUGUGAUCGAAAACGUCCGAGUAGGCUGUGAGUAAAGUGACAAAGAAAGUUUGUCUUAGAGUGAUAUUGGUUUGCAGCUUAUAACCUAAUCGGUUUAGUUAUUUUGUCUUUGAGAAGAAGGAUUUUGAGGAAAACGUGAAAGAUGCACCCCGAAGAGAGCACUGGGUACAGCUAUGAGGAGUGCCGUGCCACAGCUGAUUGGCUGAUGGCCCAGAUGGACGUGCGCCCCCUGGUGGGAAUCGUGUGUGGCUCUGGUCUGGGAGGACUCGCUGAGAUGCUGAAGGACCAGGUGGCCUUCAACUACAAAGACAUCCCCAACUUUCCCCAGAGCACAGUUCAUGGCCAUGCUGGUCGACUGGUGUUUGGGACCCUGAAGGGAAGGGCAUGCGUGUGCAUGCAGGGACGCUUCCACCUCUAUGAAGGCUACCCCAUACAGAGGAUCACCCUGCCAAUGCGGAUCUUCAAACUGCUGGGUGUGGAGACGGUGAUUCUGACCAAUGCGGCUGGUGGCCUCAACCAGGACUACAGGGUGGGCGACAUCAUGAUCAUCAAGGACCACCUCAACAUGCCUGGUUUCGCCGGCAACAACCCACUGGUUGGCCCCAAUGAUGAGAGGUUUGGAGUGCGCUUCCCCUGCAUGUCAGAUGCGUAUGACCGCGAUCUUCAACAGCUGGCCUUCGACGUCGGGUCAGAGCUGGGCUACAGCGACUUCCUGCGGAAGGGUGUGUACUGCGUGCUGGGCGGGCCAUCAUUCGAGACCAUUGCCGAGUGCCGUAUGCUGCACAAGCUGGGCGCUGAUGCCGUUGGAAUGAGCACGGUUCACGAGGUCCUCGUCGCCCGCCACUGUGGCAUGCGCUGUUUCGCCCUGUCGCUCAUCACCAACCAGUCGGUCAUGGACUACGAGAGUGAGGAGAAGGCCAACCACGAGGAGGUCCUCGAAACCGGCAAGCUGCGCGCCGAGCAGCUUGAACGUCUCGUCGCCAACAUGGUCAUGCGCAUCGAGCGCAACAAUAACAAUGACGACGACAUCAACCUACAUUAAGCUGAUUGCAUGUGGCCUGUUCCCAGCUUGACUUGUACAUAGAACAUUCCCCCAACCCCACCCUCCCCACCCCCACUACCCUUAGGUUGGGGGGGGCAUAAGA
Molecule: messenger RNA, 1328 nt
Organism: Alosa alosa (allis shad)
Lineage: Eukaryota; Metazoa; Chordata; Actinopteri; Clupeiformes; Clupeidae
Gene: pnp5a
Product: purine nucleoside phosphorylase 5a
Exons: 6
Coding region: 326-1225 (299 amino acids)
Biological process (GO): nucleoside metabolic process
Cellular component (GO): cytoplasm
Molecular function (GO): purine-nucleoside phosphorylase activity
Source: RefSeq, a predicted model, not a curated record